Molecule: messenger RNA, 1245 nt
Organism: Elaeis guineensis (African oil palm)
Lineage: Eukaryota; Viridiplantae; Streptophyta; Magnoliopsida; Arecales; Arecaceae
Source: RefSeq, a predicted model, not a curated record
AGAGAGAGAGAGAGAGAGAGAGAGAAGAUGGAGUGGAGGAAGAGUUAUCUUGAUCUCAUAUUGGUGCCCUUGAGCGUCCUCUCACCCAUCUUAUACCAUAUCUGGUUAUGGCAAAGAAUCAGGUCGCAGCCAGAACGGACCAUCAUUGGAAUCAAUUCGGCCAGCAGACGACUCUGGGUCUUUGCCAUGAUGAAGGACAACGAUAAGAAAAAUAUCCUGGCAGUGCAGACAAUCCGUAACGCAAUAAUGGGUUCAACCUUGAUGGCCACCACCUCCAUCCUCCUCUGCUCCGGCCUGGCAGCCAUGAUCAGCAGCACAUACAGCAUCAAGAAGCCCCUAAACGAUUCGGUCUACGGCGCUCAUGGGGAGUUCGUCAUGGCUUUGAAGUAUGUCAUGCUUCUCUUGAUCUUUCUCUUUGCCUUCCUCUGCUACUCCCUCUCCAUCAGGUUCAUAAGCCAGGUGAACUUUCUCAUCAACGUCCCCCAAGGGGAUGACAACUCCCUGGUGACGCCGGAGUACGUUUCUCAUCUUUUGGAGAAGAGUUUUGCCCUCAACAUAGCGGGCAACAGACUCUUUUAUGCAGGUCUCCCCAUCAUACUGUGGAUAUUUGGGCCAGUUUUGGUUCUCAUAUGCUCUGUCUCCAUAGUCCCGAUACUAUACAACAUGGACAUCGCCUAUGGGCAAGGAAAGGGUGAAAAGGUUGACAGAAAAAUUUCUAUGGGAGCAUAGGAGACGAAUAAAGGUGGCUAUAUUGAACAGGAUUAUCAGUGUAUUGUCUUUAAUUACCUUCUAGGCGCAGUAGAGUUCCAGUCAGCGACCAGAAUAUACAUCUCGGUGGGUGUAGUAAAGUAAGAUUAAUUUGUUUUUAAUGUCCUUUCUAAAUUAUCCUUGGCUCCUGUUGCUUUUGCCGGGGUUGGAUACGGACUGGCUUGUUGGGAUGAUUUGAUUUGGAUCCAUCGUGGUUAGAUGUGUAAAGGCCUACUUCAAGUGGAACAAGUUUGGCUGGGUAAACUGGGCUUCCUGGUCAGUGGUGGAACGAGGGCUUUGUUCAAACUUUUACCCUGGUAAUGGGCGUGCCUUCUUUGGGUCUUCAUCUCUUACCAACUAUUAAGAUUCUGAUAUGCCAUGCAUGCAUGUAUCAAUGCUUGGCAAUGGUGUAAAAUCAGCACCACAUCCAUUUUACAAUAUGAAUUGUUAUUGUUAUACAUAUCAUCUGCAAUUGCCUUUAUUUAUCGUUGUAUUUUA